Cololabis saira (Pacific saury) is the source of this 3599-nucleotide messenger RNA. It is a transcript of the gene nbr1b, whose product is annotated as NBR1 autophagy cargo receptor b. The coding region runs from base 11 to 3214 and encodes 1067 amino acids. Gene Ontology annotation, molecular function: ubiquitin binding. Lineage: Eukaryota; Metazoa; Chordata; Actinopteri; Beloniformes; Belonidae. The record is from RefSeq and is a predicted model, not a curated record. The transcript is spliced from 23 exons. Gene Ontology annotation, biological process: macroautophagy. Gene Ontology annotation, cellular component: phagophore assembly site.
AGGUGUUAAGAUGCAAACAGCAGACAGCAUGGAGCCCAACAUCAACCUGAAGGUGAAUUUCAGAGGAAACUACAGGAGCCUGGUCCUGACGGGGCCGGAGAGCCGCAGCUGGGAGGCCGUGGAGGCCCUGGUGAAGCGCUCCUUCGGCCUCUGCAGCCUUCAGCUUACCUACUUUGACGAGGACAACGAGGAGGUGUGUGUCAACAGUCAAGUUGAAUAUGAGGAGGCCCUGAAGACUGCGGGCCGGCAGGGGAACCGCCUGCACAUGAACGUUUCCGAGGCCCGGGGACAGCCGGCGAGGGUCCUGGCCACCAAGACCAGUGGAGCGGAGCCCAAGAGGGGCUUCAGACCCCCCCAACACUGCCCCACCCUGGCUCAGGUGGUCAGCCGUAAGGUCCAGGCCGCAGUACCGGAGCAGAGCUUGGUCAUCAUGAAAGAGAUUAAAGGAUCCAAAGAAGAAGACAAAACCCCCCCGGCCUGGUUCACUUCCUACAUGGAAAAGGUGAAGACCACGUUUAAGGAUCAGGUGGUUCGGGAGGCGGUGGAGAAGAUCUGCCGGGAGUUCUCCGGACAGUGCUGCAUCCACAAACCACUCGGGGGAGGAGGAGUAGGUGGAGGAGGAGGAGGAGCAGCAGCAGCAAGUCGGGGCACAGAGGCCCAGCAGGUUCCUGAGGUGGCAUCUUCCACCUUGCCUGGAGCUCCAACGUCCUCCACACCUUCUUGCUCCUCCUGCAGGGGCCAGACCACCGGAGGAGGCUUCCAGUGCAGUGUCUGUACUUCCUGUACUCUGUGCGAGCCCUGCAGCUUCUCCCACGAUCCCAGUCACAACCUGGUGAGAGCACGGACCCCCCUGUCCAUCCCAGAACACGGAUCUCCGGCACCGGACCACAGCAGGUUUCACAGACGAGGAGACCGCAGUUUCCGGAAGGCAGAGAAACAGCGUCUGAAGGCUGAAAAACGUCUACUGAAGGCCGAGGUGAAAGAGAUCAGAAAACAGCUGAGGAUGGAGAGGCGGGGCAUACAGUGGAGCUCCUCCCACACCGAUGGAAGCUCCUCCCCCAUCCUUCUUCAGCCUCGCGCUACCCAGCACAGCAGCCCCGAGCGCCCAAAGUGCCCCUGUCCCAUGGGGGUCCCAGCCAUGAUGGCUGCUUUUCUGGAUGAGAACCUUCCUGAUGGGACCCGGUUACGUCCUGGAACCAAGUUCAUCAAAUACUGGAAGAUGAGGAACACUGGAACGGUCAGCUGGAGCUCCGACACCAAGCUGAAGUUCAUGUGGGGGAACCUGGCUGUUGCGUCCGGAGACCGUUGGAGAGAAGUGUCUGUUCCCUUCCUGCAGCCAGGACAGGUUGGUAUUGUGAGCGUGGCACUUUGUGCUCCGGCAGUCGACGGAUCCUACACUUCUCACUGGCGUCUGGCCCACAAUGGAGAGCAGUUUGGACCUCGAGUGUGGUGCAGCAUCGUGGUGGACCCCCAGGCCCCGGCCCCCAUGUUGGCUGAUGGGAUUCUUGUAUCGCCCUGCGCCACUCCACAGGGGAGGAAUCCAGCUGCAAAGGAGGGAAACACAUCUGGAGAUCAGCUGUUAAUGUCAGUGGACCAUGAAGAGUUCUGCAUUCCCUCUGUAGACCUGCUCACUGCCCAGGAUCUUCUGUCAUUCGAGCUGUUGGACAUCAACAUCGUCCAGGAGCUGGAGUGUGUCCCCAACAACACCCCUGCUGAUGUGACUCCCUGCAUCUCCCCUCUGCCUCAAGACAGCCACUUGCUGGACAAGAACAGCCCCUCUUUGGGUCUGAUACGGGAGGAGACGGAAGUCAUCAACAGCAUCAUGGAUAUUACUAAAGGGACAGGAUCUGGAGCUGAAGCAGGUGGGGUUCCAGCUCAGGAGGAAGGGGACCAUGACAUUGGGUCACCGUGUGUUUGUGAGACUCUGAUCCGCUCAGAUACCCUCCAGGAGGACCAUGGCUGUCUGAAAGAGGGCCCUCUAGAAACCAGCAAAGUCUUGUGUCCGGCUGCUGAGGGUGGAUCGUCCUCGGCCUCCAACAGUCCACUAAACCAGCCAGCUGUUAUCAAGCCUUCCCUGUCCUCCCCGCCGAACCUCUCCCUGCCUGCUCCCCCAGCUCUGCCCCCGGUACCAACGCCUGGCCCAUCCUUAGCGGCGGCCGCCAUGCCCGGUCUGAGCUCCCUGCCAGCUCCUCACCCUCAUCCACCCAGGACUCAGCCGACGGAGCCCACAGCCACAGGUGAAGGUGAGCAGUCCUGCAUGAAAAACGUCUCUGAGUCUGGAGUCAAGGACAAACGGAAGGAAAAAGAGGGGAUGAGGAGCCGCUCCUCCUCCACGUCUUCAGAGGAUUACAUCAUCAUCCUCCCCGACUGUUUCGACACCACUCGGCCGCUGGGCGAGUCCAUGUACAGCUCUGCUCUGUCCCAGCCUGGAGAUGUUCCAGAGAAGUCCAUGUCAGACUCAGAUCAUCUGUCUUCUGACCACAUGGCCAAUACCACCAAGGAGAUGGAGCUUCGUUCAACAGGUGAAGUUCCAGAGGCUUCGGGAAUGAACACGGUGGGAACCAGUGAAAUCCUUCACACGUCUGAGAUGGUGGAUGAUAAACCCCUGACACCUGAAUACUUGGCUCCACCUGAGGACUUGGCUCCACCUGAGGACUUGGCUACCCCUGAGGACUUGGCUCCACCUGAAGACUUGGCUCCACCUGAGGACUUGGCUCCACCUGAGUACUUGGCUCCACCUGAAGACUUGGCUCCACCUGAAGCCAUCAUCACACCAAGCAGUGCAGACAGCGGCGGAGAGACGGAUGAAACCAGCGCUGGGGAGUCUGAUCUGAACACACCUGAGGAAGCUUCUGGUUCUGAGCAAACUGACACCGGCGAUACUGAAGGAGAUGACUCUGGAGACAACCAGACCUCGGCGGUUUCUGGCGUUACCGAGGUGACCGGGGUCACCGGGGUCACCGGCGGGCUGGUGAAGGGGGCGCUGUCGGUGGCUGCGUCGGCGUACAAGGCUCUGCUGACCGGACAAAACCCUGCACAGCCUCCGGUGGACCCGUCCACUCAGGACACCAUGAUGGCGGUGCUGGUGGAGAUGGGCUUCGCCGACCGGGCGCUCAACCAGCAGCUCCUGCAGAAACACAAGUACAACCUGCUGGACGUGGUCAACGAGCUGGUCCAGAUCACCGACAACGACUGGUACUCCACGCACUACUGACCCCAGUCCCGGCCCGAGUCCCGAGUCCUGAUGAUACGACCCAGACGGGAAGACAGUCAUGAUUGACAGUGAACAGGGACUUUUGAAUCUGUUCUCUCUCUCCAUCCAUGCAUCUUUCCUUUGAUGGAGGAACUGCGUUCUUGUGACGUCCCAGAAUCCUCCCUGGAUCCCGUAGCAGACCAUCCAGCCCUGGUGUUUAUAGUUACUGUCAGACCCCUAAGGUUCCAGACUAAAAAGAUGGUUUUAUUUACAGAUGAGCUCCUGACAUGAACCCUCUGUUGGCUGCACUGCAAAAAUUCAAAAUCUUACCAGGAAUAUUUGUCUUAUUUCUAGUUAAAAUGUCUAAUUUUUAGUCAAAAAAUCUGAUUACACUUAAAACAAGAGU